Molecule: messenger RNA, 2753 nt
Organism: Exophiala xenobiotica
Lineage: Eukaryota; Fungi; Ascomycota; Eurotiomycetes; Chaetothyriales; Herpotrichiellaceae
Exons: 1
Coding region: 167-2668 (833 amino acids)
Biological process (GO): Mo-molybdopterin cofactor biosynthetic process
Molecular function (GO): pyridoxal phosphate binding; molybdenum ion binding; molybdenum cofactor sulfurtransferase activity
Source: RefSeq, a predicted model, not a curated record
UCUCGUACUCGUACAUGCUUCUUUCUUUCUCGCAGCUGCCCGUGCCUCAACUCGAGCUGAUAUCACACGUCUGACGGUCUCUGUAGACCUUACUCUUCGUAUGACUUCAAGAAUCAAUGGGUGCCACGUCUAGAGCUCUAUCGCGGAAUCGAGGAAUCUUGCAGGAAUGGCCACCCUAACGGACGGUGGCGGGUUUCACACGGUAUCGCGAGAAUCUCAACCUGUGGCAGCAAUCGAUCCUCGGAUUGGUCUAAUCACGAAUAUCGACGAAAUUCGGGAAAUAGAGUAUCCAAAUCUUUCGCAUACGACGUAUCUCGACCAUGCUGGAACGACACUAUAUGCGAAAAGCCUUAUCAGAGCAUAUUCCGAAGAGCUAACAGGCAAUCUCUUUGGGAACCCUCAUUCUGCCUCAGCAUCGUCACAGCUGUCUUCGCGCCGAAUUGAUGAUGUGCGCCUACGUCUUCUACGAUUCUUCAACGCAAAUCCCGACGAUUUUGAUCUAAUCUUUGUUGCAAACGCCACCGCAGCUUUCAAGCUUGUUGCUGAUGCCCUUCGGGAUAGUGAUAACGGCUUCGACUACCGGUAUCACGCCGACUCCCACACCAGCCUUGUGGGCAUCAGAGAACUCGCCUCUAGAGGCAGUACGUGUCUCAAAGACGAUGACGAGGUUGAACAGUGGCUCAGUAGCCUCAAGCAACCACGCCAUGACUUUCCCGAGGGAAUAUCACUAUUUGCAUAUCCUGCUCAGUCAAACAUGACCGGGUGUCGACUGCCUCUGCGGUGGUGUGAAAGGAUACAGGACCUGCGCAGAUCUGGUGGGGGGCCCGUCUAUACUCUGCUUGACGCAGCUGCCCUUGUGUCUACCGCGCCUCUGGAUCUCUCGGAUUGUUCAACGGCUCCUGAUUUUACUGCCGUCAGCUUCUACAAGAUCUUUGGCUUUCCAGACGUUGGUGCUCUGCUAGUACGAAAAGAAUCAGGAAAAGUCCUGCUGCAGCGAAAGUACUUUGGUGGUGGCACAGUUGAUAUGGUGACGAUGUUUGGCGAAGCCUGGCAUGCAAAAAGGGAAACCUCGCUGCACAGCCGGCUUGAAGAUGGGACUCUCCCAUUCCACAACAUCGUCGCUCUGCAACUAGCUCUGGACCUUCACAGAAAACUUUACGGCUCUAUGUCAAAUAUUUCGAGACACGCAAAUUGCCUUGCCUCAAUAUUGCGGGCUCAAUUGAGGGAUCUACAUCAUGCCAAUGGAGCUCGAGUAUGCACACUAUAUCCUGCAGACGCCUCACCAGACGCUCGUGAUGGACCAGUCAUUGCACUCAACCUCAAAGACAGGCACGGCAAGUACGUGAGCAACGCCGAAGUUGAGAAACUUGCAGUCGUCAAGAAUAUCCAGAUCCGAACUGGUGGACUCUGCAACCCGGGUGGAGUGGCGACUCAGCUCGGACUGUCGAAUGAUGCGAUGCGCCAGAACUAUGCCGCAGGCCAAAGGUGUGGUGGGGACAACGAUAUAAUCAACGGAAGGCCUACCGGUGCUAUACGGGUCAGCUUUGGGGCAAUGAGCAACCCGUCAGAUGUAAUCGCUUUUAUUGACUUUAUCAAAGAAUUCUAUGUCGACUGGAAUCCUGCCCAACCAUUGCGCAUUGCACUGUCCCCGCAGGCAAGGCCGAGUCGGACAACCAGUAUGUUUACGGUUGAAAGUCUGUCGGUGUUUCCAAUCAAAAGCUGCUCGGCCUACAAAGUCCCAUCUGAUAUUUCUUGGGAUAUUGGUCUCAAAGGUCUUGCAUGGGAUCGCGAAUGGUGUCUCAUCCAUGAAGGCACAAAUGUCGCACUAAGCCAGAAGCGAUUUCCUCGGAUGGCACUUCUGCGACCAGAGAUUGACCUACAAAAGCGCCUUUUGCGCGUGAGCCUUGCUCCGGGACUAGGCUCAUCCCACGCUCUUGAAGUGAGUCUCGAUUUGUCGCCCAGACACACCGUCCCCAUAAGUGCCUGCGAGAGUACCACAACCAAGUCAUCAAGCGUCUGCGGCGAGGCCGUCGACGUCCAUGUCUACACGUCUCGCGAGGUGGCGGCGUUUUUCAGCGAUGCCCUCGGGGUGCCCUGUACGCUAGCAAGGUUUCCCAACAACGGGACAAUUCGACAAGCCAAAGUGCGUACGCCUGUCUCGACUCGCGGAAGACCUGCUACAACGCUCGGAAAGUCGAUCGCACUUGCGAACGAGAGUCCAAUACUUCUCGUUUCUCGAUCCAGUGUCAACCGGCUGAACGAGCAGAUCAAGCGCAAUGGCGGCGUGGGCAAAGCUGUCGCUGCCGAUUCAUUCCGAGGCAACAUCGUCAUCGCCGAGCAUGUCGAUGGGGGAAAGUCAGAAUGCCCUUAUGCCGAGGACAACUGGACGAGUCUUCAGAUAGGAGAAGACCCGACCAAUACGUUUGAGGUGCUGGGUCCGUGCCAGCGCUGCCAGAUGGUCUGCGUCGACCAGAAAAGUGCUCAGCGACAGCAAGAGCCAUUCAGCACGUUGGCGAAAACGAGGCGGACAGAAGGAAGGGUGUGGUUUGGUAUGCAUAUGUGUCUGAAAUCACUGGAUGCAUUGGAAGGGUCACAGGAUUCGCAGCGAAUAAAAAUCAGGGUCGGCGAUCGAGUGAUGCCGCUAAGUGUCCGUCAUGGAGCCGAGUGAUGGCCAUCAGAUGUAUUAAGACAUGUACAAAAUGGAAUAUCCAUGUAGCCACGAUAGCCAUUCGGUAUCACAGAACAGGUGCAGG